UCAAGGGUCAUCCAGCCACCCGCCCGUUUGCUUUGUUCUCUCUUCUCUUCUCCCUCUUCCGACUUCACGAUCUCUCCCCAUCCGAUCAGAUCCAACAGCUUUGCAUCAAAUCGCGAACCUGUUCUCAGUCAUCACUUUUACUUUAUCAUUUAAUCGGAUUAAUAUUUCAAUAUGUCUAUGAAUCUCGACAAGUCUCUCGAUGAGAUCAUCUCCCAGAACCCCUCCGCUAGACGGAGAGGACGUGGAGGACGUGGCGGCCUGAAGGGUGCUCGUGGUGCCACCGGUGGCGGUGUCCGCAAGGCCGCUACCAAGCCGGUUGUUCGUGCUGCUGCGAAGCCUGCGGCCUCGCUCGAUCCUACUUCCAGAUUGGAUAAUGACAAGAUCAUCAUUUCUAACUUGCCGGCUGAUAUUGACGAAUCGUCAAUCAAGGAAUACUUUGCCCAUGAGAUUGGUCCUGUCAAGAAGUGCAGUCUUGCCUUCAACAAGAACGGAAAGUCCAUUGGCGUUGCCACCAUGGUUUUCAGCAAACACGGCGAUGCCAGCCGCGCUUUCAAGCGUUUCAAUGGAGUUCCUAUCGACAAUGGAAAGAAGAUCCUCUCCAUUGAGCUUGUUGUGGACCCCAACAGAAAGACCCUGGCCGACAGAAUCCAGGCCAAGCCCGAGGUUGUAGCUGCCGCUGCUGCCAAGUCCAAGCGUGGAAAGAAGGGUCCUGCCGCUGCUGUUCCUGCUGCUGGUGCUGCCACUCGCGGAGGCCGCAAGGGACGUGCUCGCCGGCCAAAGAAGACUGUCGAGCAGCUCGAUGCCGAGAUGGCUGACUACUUUGUCCAGUCUGGCAGCGCUCCCGCUGCUGCUGGAGCCGCCCCUGCCGCUGCUCCUGCCGCCGCUGCGCCUGCCGUCGAUAUGGGUGAUAUCCCCAUGUAAGGCGUGUUCUUUUUUCGAGAACAAAUGGUUUUUCGUGGGUUAUGAAUGGGUAGUAUCCAAGAUGGUAUCGCAAGACACUCUGGAAUAUGUAUAAGGUUGUUUGCUUGAGGGUUUAAUUGUAUUGUUAUAAAUUAUGAAAUGAAUAUUGGCACAUGGCUUUGUUAAAUUAUUGCUCUUCAUCUAUGUAGAUAAU
This is a messenger RNA of Myxozyma melibiosi, 1114 nucleotides long. RefSeq lists its product as uncharacterized. Bases 172 to 921 code for a protein of 249 amino acids. The record is from RefSeq and is a predicted model, not a curated record. Gene Ontology annotation, molecular function: mRNA binding. The transcript has 4 exons. Gene Ontology annotation, biological process: mRNA export from nucleus. Lineage: Eukaryota; Fungi; Ascomycota; Lipomycetes; Lipomycetales; Lipomycetaceae. Gene Ontology annotation, cellular component: nucleus.